UUUGAUGCACGAGGCGGGCACCCCGGGGGCUCCCAAGUCGAAAUACGCGUUUGCCCAAAGUGGAAGAUGCGGUUGGUUCAGCCUAGCUUGGCGCAGCUUGCGUAGGCGGCCUGCUGUCCAAACCGUAUCCCGCGGCUGCAGUGGGCAGGCCAUGUGUGCCGUUGCUCCUCCCUCCAUCUGUCCAGGCAGCCAGAACAGCGGUCUCUGCACACCAGGCCGAGGAACUUCUGCUCCACCUGGGUAAAUCCCGAGGUUUGCAGAAAUGAACAACUCUAGAGAGAAGGUUUUCUCCGUAUCUGGAAGGGUGAUGGAUUCCUGAACUCCCUGCAUGCUGGCAAGUGAGGCUGUCUGUGCUGUCUCCCCCUUCCCUGCUCUUCUAAUCUCUCUUGCCUUGCAGAGCUCCCUGAGAGCUGGGCUGAUAUGCGUGAGCCCCUCCUGGAGGGUAUGGGCUUUGCGCUCAAGUACCUCGGCAUGACACUGGUGGAGAAGCCCAAAGGGGAGGACAUGGCGGCAGCGGCCAUCCAUCGGAUCAUUGCCAUGGCUCGGGUGGGGCCCAGGAAGUUCCAGAAGGUGAUUCUGACUGUCUCAUCUCGGGGGCUCUCUCUGCAAGAUGCCGAGACCAAGGAGACCAUGGGAACAGUCUCCAUUUACAGGAUUUCCUAUUGUAGCACAGACAAGCUGCAGAACAAGGUCUUUGCCUACGUGGCACAGAACCCACAAACAGGGGCCCUGGAAUGCCACGCGUUCCUGUCGCCCAAGAAGAAGGUGGCGCGAGCGGUGACUCUCACUGUGGCACAGGCCUUCCAGGUGGCCCUGGACCUCUGGGAGGCUGCACAGGCAGGCUCCAGGGAGAAGGGGGAGGCGCGCGAGACAGACGGCAUCGGCCCGCCUGCCAGGCCCCCCGCGGCCAGCCCGCCGUGCAAGGCCGACUUGGAGGAUGACGAAGGGGAGGAGGAGGAGGAGAAUGAGGAGGACGGGGACCUUGGCGAGGCCUUUUCUGGGUAGGUUGGGGGCCCUGCUGCCCUAGCCCUUGGCAGGGUCGAGGAGGGGUGGGGGCCCGCUCUUAGCCAUCCAUGGAGUGUGUGGGGAGCAGCCUUCCCGCAAGAGGGCGCUGGGGCUCUCGCUGCUCUGACCUGUCUGUUCUCCACUUCAAGCUGCACGGAGGAGGGGCCCUGCCCCACCGGCAAAGGUAACAAGUGCCCUGGCUGGCCCCGCCACCCCCCCUCUUCAGGGGGGGCCCUCAAGGUGCACAGGGUUGGCUCCCCCACAUUCUCCUCAGGUCUCUGAAUCGCCGCCAACCGCCCCCCAGCUCCGCCGAUGCCCGCAUGCAUUCAGGGCCUUGGGGGCCUUCCCUCUGGGGCCACCCCACUGCAUGGCUCCGGCCCGGGGCUCUCGCCACCACUUGCCUCCUGCCCCAGCGGCCUGCGGCCUGCAAGGAGCGGACAGGCGAAGCGUCUCCCCGAGUCCCCCCACAGGACGUUGGCAGCCUCCGUGCACGCCAGGCGUGCGGUGGGGACCCUCGGCACUGCUUGCUGCUGGCGCGGCCUUCUGCAGAGGAGCCCCGCGGAUGGAGGGCUGGCGUGGGGCCCAGCCCCGAAGGUGGCUGGGGCAGGACAUGAGCUGCAUGAGCAAGGAAACCUGGACUUCAGCCCCCCCACUCCAGAGGGAGCUGUGUGAGUGUGGGAACCCCCGACAGCAGCCCCCCACCCUCACUUGUCACUGCCAAGUCACAACUUUGUAGCAAAAGACUAGUUUUUAAUGCCUUUUUCUAAAGGGGAAUAAACCAUUUCCGCGUUGUA
This is a messenger RNA of Varanus komodoensis (Komodo dragon), 1799 nucleotides long. Its product is annotated as low density lipoprotein receptor adapter protein 1-like. NCBI's taxonomy places the organism in Eukaryota, Metazoa, Chordata, Lepidosauria, Squamata, Varanidae. The transcript is spliced from 6 exons. Bases 421 to 1005 code for a protein of 194 amino acids. The record is from RefSeq and is a predicted model, not a curated record.